AUGUUUGUCACCUUUAAAUUAAUUUCUCUCAUGAAAAAUAUAAUAAAUUUAAAUCUACUAACCUCAUUUGUGUUUGGCAUAAAGACACCAAUAGUCAUUUAUCAUUUUGUUUUGAUUUCAAAAAGUUUUUAAAAUUAUAAAAUUUCCAAUAGCAUUUAUUUAUAUUUUUAAUUCAUAAAAUUUUAUUUGUAUUUAAAAACCCAAUGCUAAUAUUAUUAAAGUUAAGUUUUUAAAUAAAAAAUACACUUUUUAAAUAAUUUAAAUGUUCGAAACCUAUUUGUAUACCUUUUUUUAAAUUUUCUUCUAAUAUUAUUUAUUAUUUUACUAAAUAUAUAUUUCCUACUCCAUAAUAAUAAUUCGAUUUAGGAUAACAAUAGAUAUAUAAAUAGAAAGAUAUAAUAGUUAAUUACAAUAGCAAAAAAUACUCUAACUAAAAAUAGUUAAUUGCAGCAUUAAAAUCGCAUGUUUAAUUAGUAGAGGAUCGAAAUGUAUAAACAAGAUCAAAUGAAAGUCAAUAAGAGUGUUUUAAAUUAUGUCAAGCAUCAUAGAUAUACUCAAAAAAGAACUUUAGAUAAGAGAAUCAUUUUUUAGAGAGGAUGCAAUCGUGAUUUUAACAAUCUAAAACAUUAAAGCAAUUUUGCUACUGUUUUCCUUUUUGAAAAACAGCUACAAUAAAUCUAGUAUAGAAGAAGAAUAACUGCUAAAAUUACUUAAGAGGUUAAACAUGUUAGGCAUUGUUAAAGAAUCAAUUUAUGUAUGGAGUUUAAUAAAAUGAAAAAUAUAACAAAAAUUAAAGAAAGAAAUCAAAAAAAUAUAAUUUUUUAUGAAGAUACAACUUUUUUAUUAAAGUAAAAAUGA
Molecule: messenger RNA, 858 nt
Organism: Tetrahymena thermophila SB210
Lineage: Eukaryota; Ciliophora; Oligohymenophorea; Hymenostomatida; Tetrahymenidae
Product: transmembrane protein, putative
Exons: 5
Source: RefSeq, a predicted model, not a curated record